AUGGCUUCUACCCCUUCGAGCGCGAGUGGUGGGCGUUCCCCAGGCGGAAGCAGUACCGUGCUGCCAUAUCGCAUGCAUGUCUCACAACGAUACCUCGAUUUGACACGACAAAAGCUGGAUCUUGCUCGACUUCCACGGGAACCCCAAACUCGACAAAAUCAGGCAAAUGUCGGCGUUUCCAAGGCACAACUCGAACCACUGGUCGACCAUUGGACCGAAGAUUACAACUGGCGCGAACAGGAAGCGUACUACAAUGAAGUUCUUCCUCAAUUUCGGCUGGCCAUACACGGAACGCGAAUACAUUUCGUGCACAGACGGUCGAACUCGAUGAACGCGAUCCCUCUGCUUGUCGCACAUGGCUGGCCUGAGAGCUUCAUUGCGGUGUCGCACGUAAUUGAAGCGCUGUGCAAUCCCGUGUCCACGCCGCCAAGGGGAGACGAGAACGUACCGACAUUUCACAUUGUGGUUCCCAGUAUACCCGGGACUGGCUUUAGCGAUCAGGUCGCAGAGGAAGGCAACAACAUUGCCACAACAGCAGAAGCGUUUGACGCGCUCAUGAAGUCUCUUGGCUAUUCGAGAUACAUCGCACACGGCUCGGGAUGGGGUUUCAGAAUCUGUCGGAUGAUUGCUCUCACACAUCCAGAGAGUUGUAUGGCGGUGCACACGGCAAACCCAGAAAUACCACCUCCUAGCAUGCCUGGAACACCGCUGCAGGUGCCGAUGCAAGUGCCAGUGACUGUGCCAGGCCUCUCACCACCCGUAUCGCCCGGUGCUCUGCAGCAACAACAACGCGAACGACCACAGACAGUAUCAUAUGCGUUGUGUGACUCUCCCGUUGGCCUUCUCGCAUAUGUCGUCGACGCCAUUCGACUACCACGACAUCAAUCGCCGCCAGUGUCGCGCUCAAGUUCUAAUAGUCCGAGACCGCCGACUUUGCCUGACCCGUGGUCACCAACGGCUCUCAUCAGCUGGGCGAUGAUGUACUGGUUGCCGGGACCUGAAGUUGCACUACGAUGGCUUUCCAAUUCUGGACCAAUGCUACAGAAUCUGUGGACGACACACAGCACCGUGCCAUUGGCCAUCUCGCAAUUCGGAGACCAGCAUUCAUCACAAUCGGCCCCGAUGUGGGCAGAGGCGUAUCAUCGAAUCGCCAUGGUCCGCAGAAGAGCUGGGAGCGUUCGGUUUGCCGCGUGGGAGCGACCGGGAGAGAUAGUUCUCGACCUUCGAGAACUUGCGAUGCUGGUGGCCCCCUCAUACUUCGGCGGUUAUGUUGGGCCUGGGGCCAUGAUGGAACACUAA
Molecule: messenger RNA, 1299 nt
Organism: Zasmidium cellare ATCC 36951
Lineage: Eukaryota; Fungi; Ascomycota; Dothideomycetes; Mycosphaerellales; Mycosphaerellaceae
Exons: 3
Coding region: 1-1299 (432 amino acids)
Biological process (GO): epoxide metabolic process
Molecular function (GO): epoxide hydrolase activity
Source: RefSeq, a predicted model, not a curated record